AUGGAUUUUGAUAGAAAGGUAGUAGAUGAUGUACAAAAAGAAAGAAAUAUAAUAAACUUAUCUAAAAUAUAUCACAGAAAGCUCGAGGCUCUUUUAAUUUAUAUAAAUAUUCCCAAAAAAAAAAAAGAUUAUAUUUGCUAUGCUGAUUUUUUUAAUAAUGUGAAAGAUGUAUGCUCAUAUAUAAAUACAAUAUCUAAAUCUGAAGUUGAAAAUUGUGAUAAUAUAUUUAAAGAUGAAAAUAUAAAAAUAAAUGCAGACAAAAAUAUCUUUAUCAAAAAUUUACUUAUUUUUCUAAACAAUUUAAUAUCAUUAUAUUUUUCUAAAAGUGAUUUAAUAGAUGUAUGUAUAAAUAGACGGGGAUACAACAAAUGUGGGUUCUAUGCUUGUGAUAAUAUUUUUUUAAAUAAUAUAAAUAAAAGUAAAUAUAAAAUUGACACAAAAAAUAAACAUAUUUAUUUAAGGGAGUACUAUGAUAUAUUUUGUUCACCAAAUUGUAUGAAUUACAAUUUAUAUUUAAUAAAAGAAAUAGUUAAUAAUAAUAAAAAUAACAAAGAAAAUGUUAAUCUCAAAAAAAAAUGUCAACUUAUUCAUAUAAUGUUACUAACAUUUUUCCCUUUUUUUAAACUUUAUGAUAUUAAUUUUUUAUUUAACAAUAUUGAUAAAAUUAAAAUUGUGAAUAAUCAAAUCUCAUUUAUCAAUGGCAUUACUUCAGAAACCCACAAUCAAACUCCCCUUUCCAAACCCCAAAUUCCCAAUGGGGUUAUCGAAAAUGGAAAACCCGAAGAAAAUCAAAAAACGAGCGAAAAUGGCAAACCCGAAGGCAAUGUAAAGAAAAAAACAAAAUCUGUAAGUUUCAGUGAAUAUAUAAAAAUGUUCAAAUAUUUUAAAGAUGAAUGUGUCAACGAAUAUUCUGUAAAUAACAGUUGUAUUUAUAAAAACAAAAUAAAUGAUCAUGAAAUAAGUUUGAACGAAACAAAAUCUGAAAUUUCAAAUGAUAUGUUUGAAAAAAACGACACAAAUAUCUCUGAUAAUAUAAGCAAAGAAGUAGACAAAAGCGAAAUGGAUGGAAUAAACUCCUUAAAAGAAAUGGAUAAUGAUGUUAGUAGUGAAAAAAAUAAAGAAAUAAAUGAAAAGGUUGAUCAAAAUAGUGAUAGGGAGAAGUGUGAUAAUACAAUCAAUGAUAAAAUAUUUGAAGAUAAUGAAAAAAGAGAAGAUUUUGAGAAUAGCGAAAAAAUAGACAGCACAAAUGGGUGUUUACGUGAAGAAGAAAUGAAUAAAAUAUAUGAACAAGUCAGAAAUUCUAUGAUUUUUAAUAAAAAAUAUUCCUUUGAAAAUAUAUGGAAACAAACAACUUUAGAUGGAACAAAAAUGAUAGGAUUCGACUAUACAAAAGAAGAUAUUAUAAAUAGUGCUUCUCAAAAAAUGAGUGAAAUUAAUUUAAAAUUAAACAAAGAAAAAAAAGUUAUCCUACUAAAUGAUUCAAGCAAAAAACAAACAACCUUAACAAGCAAUAAUAUAUCCAAAGAAAAUACUGAUGAUAAAAAAUCGAACGUUGAAAUGUUAGACUCUAAUAUUGUUCGAAGCCAAUCAAAUUCAGAAAAUUCCAUCUCUGAAAAAAAUAAUAUAAAUGAAGUUUCAAUUUUAAAAAAAAAUAGUGUAGAUCAAGAAAAAUUGAUUACGAUCGACAAACAAGAUAAAUCUUGUGAAAUUAGCGAACCUUCUGAAUCUAACGAUAUUGAGAUGUCAGAAAUAGAAAAUAUAUUAAUGGAAAGGAAACAAAAAAUUAAAGAAGAAUAUUUUGAAAAAUUUAAAAAUCCAAUUUCAGCAUAUUUUGAUGGCCCAUGUACUAUUACCGAAGAACACGAAUCCGAAAUCCCUAAUCAAAAUAAUUCUGAAUGUAAAAUAGAAGAAAAAAAUAAAUUGUUAAAUGAAUUCGAAUAUGUUGAAACAAUUGAAUCAGAUAUUUCUGAUAAUAUGUUAGAAACAGAGAUAAAAGAUGAUUUUGUAACAAAUAAAUAUCUGCAUAGUGCUAAAGGAAUAAAUAUUUAUGAAAACAUGUCACUAUAUGUAGUAUUAUGGGAUAUAUUUACAAGCAAUAUAUCAAAAUAUACUGUUUAUUUUUUUGAGAAAAGUGAAUUUAUUAUUCCUAAAUCUAUUAAUGAUGAAGAAAAAGAAAGAAAAAAUGAAUUUAUUAAUAAUAUUUCUAAAUAUAUACCAAUAUAUGUUAAUUUUCUUUCUUCGAUAAUUUUAAAUGUAUGUAGAACAUUUUUAUUUCACAAACCUUUGUUGCCUUUUAAAAAAAUUAUUUAUAAAUCAAUUAUUUGUGUUAUUGUUGUUGCAAUAAAAAAGCAUAAAGAAGAAUUAAUACCAAAAUGUGAACAUAACAAUAUUAAAUUAGCUGAAGAUUAUUUAAUUCAGGAAAAUAAAAUUGAGGGAGAUGAGUUAAAUGAUUUAUCCAUGCUUUUUUUUCAAAACAAUUUUUACUAA
Plasmodium berghei ANKA is the source of this 2487-nucleotide messenger RNA. RefSeq names its product RTR1 domain-containing protein, putative. The transcript has a single exon. Lineage: Eukaryota; Apicomplexa; Aconoidasida; Haemosporida; Plasmodiidae. Bases 1 to 2487 code for a protein of 828 amino acids. The record is from RefSeq and is a predicted model, not a curated record.